This is a messenger RNA of Funneliformis caledonium, 168 nucleotides long. Lineage: Eukaryota; Fungi; Glomeromycota; Glomeromycetes; Glomerales; Glomeraceae. The record is from the annotation of a GenBank genome assembly.
AUGUCUGAAAAACCAGUAUAUCGAAGGAAAUCUGAUAAAAGAGAAGCUAGUUAUGUUGGAGUUUUACCAAUAGAAGAAGAACUUAGCAAAAUUGAAGCUUAUAUGGCAGAUAGUCAAGAAGAAUAUGAGGAGGAAACUGACCUUCUACCUUUCGAUUACAAUCCUUGA